AUGUCAGCUAAUGGUAACGGCGCCAACUAUGCCCCUUUGAAGCAAAUAAUAUCAGACUCAGAAUCAGAAGACGAUCAGAAGCUGGAAAAUGCUGUGCACAUCAAAGCUUCAGACAGUUGUAAUAAUUUGGACUAUAAUAGUGGACUUCACUCAUCCAAGAAUUAUAGCAUGAGUGAUAUGGACGACUAUAACACUAACGAGAAAACUGUAGAAAGUACUAUGGACAAUGUAAGCUUUUUACAGUCUGAUAUGUCGAAUAAAAUGUCAUUUUCGCGGCGUUGUGCGUUUAUUGCAUCAAUUUUUGUUUGCAUUUUUACUGUGAUCAUAUUUUUAUGGGGUAUACCUUGCUCAGAUGUAGGGGGAUGCGCUAAUAAUGACUGGCAAGAUAGAACUACAAGUUGGGAGAUUCCUUAUGAUGAAAUUGAAUUGUCUGGUGCGGUUCAAGUCGUUGACGGUGCUAUACCCAACACAAAAAACCUUAUUUUUAUAUAUCGUGGCAAUCAUAUGAAAGAAGAAAAAAAUUCAAAUGAUAAUGUCAAUGGAGUUUUGUUAAUAGUCGGCGAUACUGGUAAAGUUGGCUGGUAUACAAGAGAAGCCAGAAUACCAACUGAAAUUAAUUGCCAUCUCAUUGAUGUGAAUAGGGAUAAACAAAAAGAUUGCAUUGUAUCUGGUUCAGAAGGAUUACUUGCAGCUCUGAAUCCUUUAUCAGGAACUUACUACUGGUAUAUUCUUAAGCAAGGAAAGAUUUUUAGUGAUAUUGCAGCAAUUGACUUUCCAAUAGUUAUAAAAGAUAUGGAUAAAGAUAAAGUGAAUGAUCUUAUGACCGUUGCUACUAUGUACCCAAAUACUAAUCACAAUUCAUUAUUGAUAAUAUCAGGAGCUACUGGAAAUAUUAUUGGAGAUCCCAUGACAGUUGACGACUGCCUAUUGGUAAAAUUGUUGACAGAAUCAGAUCCUAUUACAUAUCUAUGCAAAAAUGGUACCUUUGAGGCUGUAAGGCAGAUAAAAUAUCCUACAUUAUAUAGAAAGUUAUUAAAAUUAGACCAAUCUGUAAAUCACUCUGCACCCAUAUCAACUGUGUCUAAAAGAGUCAACUUAAGUUUGAAAAAGAGUACAAGCAGUACAAAUAACUGGGAAAUAUAUGCCAACGGACCAGGAAAACUAAUAGUUGAGAAUUUUGGUGAAUGCCCUAAUUCGUGUAGAGUCAACCUAAAGUUAUUACUAGAGAAAAAUGGUACAACAAAUAUUUGUGUUAGAGGAUCCAUUGAUGCUGGAGUGCCAAUACCAACAUGUCAACCAGAUUUAGAAUAUCAGGAAAAGUCAUUAGUCAUUGCAGAUCUAGAUGGAGAUGAAUCUCAUGAAUUAAUUUCAUAUUACAGCACAUUUUUGCCACCAGAAUCUUAUUCCCCACAGAAAUCUAACCCAUAUGACAAUUGGAGAUUGACAUCAAUCGUGAGAGUAAUUAGACUGGAAUCUGAACUACCAAAGUUAUUUAUGUCUGAUAGUAAU
Messenger RNA from Brenthis ino (lesser marbled fritillary), 1509 nucleotides. NCBI's taxonomy places the organism in Eukaryota, Metazoa, Arthropoda, Insecta, Lepidoptera, Nymphalidae. The record is from the annotation of a GenBank genome assembly.